AUGGUCCAAGACUGGGCAGCCUCUGCUGUUUGGUGUCUGGUGAUGGUGUUCUUCCAGACACAGGCUGACGAGGUUGCAGAGCCUCUCAUGCAAAUUGUGGGAAAGACCAUCCACGGGGCAGCCGGCACCGUAUAUGAAGACCUGAGGUACAAGCUCUCCCUGGAGUUCCCCAGUGGCUACCCUUACAACGCGCCCACGGUGAAGUUCCUCACGCCCUGCUACCACCCCAACGUGGACACGCAGGGGAACAUCUGCCUGGACAUCCUCAAGGACAAGUGGUCCGCCCUGUAUGACGUCAGGACCAUCCUGCUGUCCAUCCAGAGCCUGCUGGGAGAGCCCAACAUCGAUAGCCCUUUGAACACACAUGCCGCCGAGCUCUGGAAAAACCCCACAGCUUUUAAGAAGUACCUGCAAGAAUCCUACUCAAAGCAGGUCUCCAGCCAAGACCCCUGACCCGGGCUGCCCAGCCUCUCCUUGUGCCGUCGCCUUUCCUGGUUCUGCCUCACAGUCUGUCCUGUCCUUGAUCUCUGUCUUGAGCUGUGGUGUUAUUUUUGUUUGUUUUUUAAAUUAAGUCAGUUCUUGUGAUAUAUAUUAA
Lepus europaeus (European hare) is the source of this 595-nucleotide messenger RNA. Its product is annotated as ubiquitin-conjugating enzyme E2 C-like. The transcript has 2 exons. Bases 1 to 453 code for a protein of 150 amino acids. The record is from RefSeq and is a predicted model, not a curated record. Lineage: Eukaryota; Metazoa; Chordata; Mammalia; Lagomorpha; Leporidae.